UAAAAUCUCGAAAACCAGAAGAAAGUUCCAAUUUUAGGGUUUCAGUUCCAGUCAGUCACCGUGUGUGUGAAUUCCCGUAUAAUGCAGCCCAAAGAGGAUUCGGAUUCGGUGGUGAUGCAGUCGGUGGCCCAGUUGUGCACCCUCUCCUCCGCCAUCGACACCUUCCGCCGCCGCUUGCACGACCUCGACGAUCACCUCCGUUCCAUCCACCUCGCCAUCGAUUCCCGCACUCUCCUCCUCCAAUCCAAUUCCCAACCCCAAACCCCAACCCCCGCCCCCGCCCCAGCCCCAGCCCCACUCGAUCAAUCGAAAUCCCCGCCUCAAAUUUUGCGUGAGAUUGCCAAAUCGGCACCUGAAUUGCCGGCGAGCGCCGCCCAGUCCGAGCUCGAGAAGCUAUGCCACACCAUGUGCGGCCGCGGCCUCCGCCGCUACCUUGCCGCCCACUUGUCCGAUGUCGACGGCCUCCGUCGGCAAGUCCCUCCUGCCCUCAAGAAUUGCGCUCCCGACGUGCCCAAGCUCGUCUACGAUUGCGUCGGAGGGUUCUAUCUCCAGGGUAGCAAGGCCUUCACCCACGACUCCCCCAUGAUCUCCGCACGCCACGCCGCCAUCCUCGUCCUUGAAUUCUUCCUCCUCUCCGAUUCUCUGGGCGUGCAGCAGGAUCCCGCUGCUCUCUCGGUCAAGCAAGAGGCUGAGUCGUCCGCCAUCGCGUGGAGGAAGAGGCUGAUUGUCGAGGGUGGGGUAUCCAGAGCCGGCGAGAGUGAUGCUCGCGGCUUGCUCCUUUUCAUUGCUUCCUUCGGCAUUCCUAGCGUUUUUAAGAGUGAAGAUGUUGCGCAUUUGCUCCGGCUCAGCAAUUGGAAGGAAAUCGGCAAUGCGCUUCUGCGUUCCCCAUUCCUACGCUCUCGCAUUCCUGAUGUCUUAGAGGAAAUGAUGAAGAUCGGGAUGAGCAUUGAAGCUGUUGAUGUCUCUGUUGGUUUCGGUGUAGAGGGUAAUUUGCCCCCUCGGACAAUUCUGACAUCAUUUUUAAGGGAAGCUAAAGAAAGAUGCGACAACAGUAAAAAAGCACAUAGUUCACCUAUGGCUAUGAAGGCAGUGACCCAAAAGCAAUUGACUGCUCUAAAAUCUACAUUGAAAUGUUUGGAAGAUCAUAAUUGGGAUGCUGCAGAAGUACUUCCCGGAUGGCAGUUAAAGGAAAUGAUAGUGAAGUUGGAGAAAGAUGCUGCUGACAUUGAUAAGAAGAUGAAGGAGAAGGUAGUUUCAAAGAGAAGGAUUGAUGUUGUGGAACCCUCGAGAACAUUUAAGAGUCAUGAGGCUAAACGCUCGAAGUUCUCGCCUCAAGUGGCACCCCACUUUUCUCACCCAUUGUUGGGUUUCCAAGAGCAAAAGGACAAUAGUCGUAUACUUGGUAGGAGCUUGUAUGAUGAUGGUUCACGACCAAUAGUUUCUUUUGACAAUGGACUCUCCCGGCAUGGUAGGAGUUAUCCUGCUGCAUCAUUGUUAUCUCUUGGAUCUGGUGGAGGGUCUAUGCCGGAAACCUCCUUGAAAUCCCCAAUGCAGAGUGCAAAUGCCUUGCAUUCUGCUGGAGUUGGAGGUAGGAUCUCUGCUGGAAUCAGCAUGAUGGCUGCAGGUGAAUCUGCUGCUUUCCGUGGAGAUAGAUUGGCUGACAGGAUUGGACUUGUAGGAAAUAGUAACGAUGCUUCAAUUGGACAAUAUGUGAUUAGGGAUGCCGCAUAUCGGGACCAGCUAGAGCAAAGAAACCUUGGGAGGUAUACAUCUCCGGGAACUGGUCGCUAUGACCCCUCAUUAGAAGGUUUCAAAGGCCUGCCAAAAUUUUCGUCCAGCAAUGCCAUUGAUCAUGGUUCAAACUUUGAUCUAUAUGGUUUUGCUGAUACCAUAAUGGAGCGGAGUCGUACAUAAGCAGCAUUUCUCACUAUUCACCAGGGAGGCAGGUCCUGUCUUUCCCGUCCUGACUGCUCACAAGGUUCAUCAUUGUGCUGAGCGAAUCCAGAUUGCUUAAUUGUAGGUCUUCGUCUUUCAUGUUCAGGGAUCAAUGUGCUUUUGAGGCAAUGGGCAGUGGCUUUGAUACCGAUCAUAAUCUUGUCCAGGACUUUGCACUUGCUUUAUUAGGAAAACCAUUGCUAUCUGUUAGUGGGCAUACUCGA
Molecule: messenger RNA, 2159 nt
Organism: Rhodamnia argentea
Lineage: Eukaryota; Viridiplantae; Streptophyta; Magnoliopsida; Myrtales; Myrtaceae
Product: protein FRIGIDA
Exons: 3
Coding region: 82-1914 (610 amino acids)
Source: RefSeq, a predicted model, not a curated record